Mauremys reevesii (Reeves's turtle) is the source of this 5344-nucleotide messenger RNA. RefSeq names its product pyruvate dehydrogenase phosphatase catalytic subunit 1 (gene PDP1). Lineage: Eukaryota; Metazoa; Chordata; Testudines; Geoemydidae. The coding region runs from base 179 to 1888 and encodes 569 amino acids. Gene Ontology annotation, molecular function: protein serine/threonine phosphatase activity; cation binding. Gene Ontology annotation, biological process: protein dephosphorylation. The transcript has 2 exons. The record is from RefSeq and is a predicted model, not a curated record.
GCUCCAUCCUCAAGGAUGUGCGGCGGCGGCGGCUGCUGCUAAGGCUGCUCGCUGGCGGCACAAACCGCCUGUGCGUGUCUCGCUUCAACGUUGGAGAACGGCGGCUGCUCCUUUCUCCGCGCUCUCCUUGGUAACCUCUCUGCCUUGCUUUCCCUGGGCUGCUCCUGCUGCUUUGUGGAUGUUGGCGGCUUCUUGUUGUGACAGGAGAAUGUGUGUGUGUCCUGGGCCCAGGCGGAUCGCAAUUCCUGUCAGAAGCUCCAGACUGCCAUUAUUCUCUGAUGCCAUGCCAGCACCAACUCAACUGUUUCCAUUGAUUCGUAACUGUGAGAUUGGCAGGAUAUACAAUGCAGUGUGCUACUGCCAUCACAAACAUCUUUGUUGUUUGUCACCUCAUUUGGCUCACAAUCAUUUGAGAUGUGCACCUCAGAAGAAACUUGCAACGCUCUGUCCAAAAGAGAAUUUUCAUCAGUUUAUCCAUGCAAGGAGCUAUGUUUCCACACCACAGAGAUUUUACCUCACUCCUCCACAGGUCAACAGCAUUCUGAAGGCAAAUGAAUACAGCUUUAAAGUCCCAGAAUUUGAUGGCAAAAAUGUAAGUUCUAUUCUUGGCUUUGAUAGCAACCAGUUGCCUGCUAAUGCUCCAAUAGAAGACAGGAGGAGUGCGGCAACAUGCUUACAAACAAGAGGAAUGCUUCUAGGUGUAUUUGAUGGCCACGCAGGCUGUGCUUGUGCUCAGGCUGUCAGUGAAAGACUCUUCUACUACAUUGCUGUCUCUUUGUUACCUCAUGAGACUCUACUUGAAAUAGAAAAUGCAGUGGAGAGUGGCCGUGCCCUGUUGCCCAUCCUACAGUGGCACAAGCAUCCCAAUGAUUAUUUUAGUAAGGAAGCUUCCAAACUGUAUUUCAACAGUUUAAGAACUUACUGGCAGGAGCUCAUAGACCUCAACACUGGAGAGACUACUGAUGUAAAAGAGGCUUUAAUUAAUGCUUUCAAGAGGCUUGAUAAUGAUAUUUCAUUAGAAGCUCAAGUGGGUGAUCCAAACUCUUUUCUCAAUUACUUGGUACUGCGAGUGGCCUUUUCAGGAGCAACCGCCUGCGUGGCUCACGUAGAUGGUGUUGAUUUGCAUAUUGCUAAUACUGGUGACAGCAGGGCAAUGCUUGGUGUUCAAGAAGAAGAUGGAUCUUGGUCUGCAGUCACUCUGUCCUAUGAUCAUAAUGCACAGAAUGAAAGUGAAAUAGAACGAGUAAAACUGGAGCACCCAAAAUCUGAAGAGAAAAGUGUUGUAAAACAAGAUAGGCUGUUAGGCUUAUUGAUGCCUUUCAGAGCUUUUGGUGAUGUGAAAUUCAAAUGGAGCAUUGAACUUCAGAAGAGAGUUAUAGAAUCGGGACCAGAUCAGUUGAAUGACAAUGAGUAUACCAAGUUUAUCCCUCCUAACUAUCACACUCCUCCAUAUCUCACAGCUGAGCCAGAGGUCAUACAUCACAAAUUAAGGCCUCAAGAUAAAUUCCUGGUGUUGGCUACAGAUGGCCUGUGGGAGACCAUGCAUAGGCAGGAUGUGGUUAGAAUUGUAGGAGAGUAUCUUACUGGAGUUCAUCACCAACAGCCAAUAGCUGUUGGUGGUUAUAAGGUAACUCUGGGACAGAUGCACGGUCUUCUAACAGAAAGGAGAGCCAGAAUCUCCUCGGCAUUUGAAGAUCAGAAUGCAGCAACUCAUCUGAUACGUCAUGCAGUGGGAAAUAAUGAGUUUGGCGCUGUCGAUCAUGAACGGCUGUCCAAGAUGCUUAGUCUUCCAGAAGAGUUGGCUAGGAUGUACAGAGAUGACAUUACAAUUAUUGUGGUGCAGUUCAACUCUCAUAUUGUAGGUGCAUGUCAAAAUGAGGAUUUCUGAAUUUUAAAUCUAUGUACAGUUUACCAAAGUUGUCAUAACAAUGACUAGUCUGAUCAGAAGACGAAAAUAUACUUUGGUGAGCAAACCAGAGUGUCUGCUUAUAGGAAUUAAAAUGUGUGCAAGUAUAUUUCUCCCUCAAUUGCCCAAAGUUUUAUUAACUGUGGAAAGUGCUAUUGAACUAAGUCUUCCAAGAAGAUGGCACAACAUGGAAAGAGGGACUUGAAACAAGUUUGCACUAUUGAAUCAAUGAAUGCUGCUAGAACAAUAUUUUGGGUUUGGUAGGGGUAGGUGAGAGGGAGGGAUAGAGAACUCUAUUAAUCAUCACAUUGUUUUGACUAGUCAUGAAACAAAGCCUGCUUGUAAAUAUCUAUAUGGCUAUCUUACUAGAUAAAGAUCGGAAUCUUGCUGAAUAUCAGAACUGAUAAGAAUGAAUUUUUGUCUGCAAAGUAGAUAUGGUUAUUCUGCAUGUAUGUGUGGUGUUUUGACCUUUAUUUUUUUUUCUCCCUAGGGGAAGGAAGAUGCUUUAAGUAAUAAGAAACUAACUUGAUAAAUUCUUAUCCUUGAGUUUUCCCAAUUUUGCUUAGACAAUGUCAUUCUUCACUUAACAUUCUAGGCAAAUAUAUAUGUAUUUUUAACUUUCAAAUGCAACUCUUUAAGCCAUAAUCAACCAGAACUUAAGAUAACUUGGUUAAGCAUAUUGGGAUCUCAUAGUAACUUAUACAAAUGCAGUCUUAAAUUCCCUCAUGUUGAUAGUCUUCUGCUUUUGGGGGGGAUUUUUUGCACAACUUUAAGGGCAAUAAUAUCUUUCUGCCAUCUCUGAAAAAUCAACUGCAUAAGAAAAUUCCAUUAUGGAAGACUUCAGCUUGCAGUAUGAAACUAUAACUGCUUUUUGCAAAACAUGGAAGUAUUUUCAGUCAGAACUGUGAUGCCUGUUCAAAAGGUCACAUCCUUGGCAGGCAAUACUACUGUUUGGUACCAAAAAUCUCCUCUAAUCACAUGAUGAAUUCUAAUAUGAACUUCUGAAGAGACUAGAAAAUCACUGUUAGCUAUUUGGUGGCUCAGUAAAUUGGCACUCAUGUUAACUUCUGUUGUGGUAGCUUCAGUUGGGUCACGUACUGGAUUACUUAAAUAUCAACAUCAGGGGAAAUUCACUCAUGUUUUAUAUAGGUUAGUAAAUUGAAAACAUCAUAAAGAUUAAAAUAGCUUGUAAAUAGGUGUACUAAUAGAGAAAACUAACUGGCCUGCAUGUUGUAUGCAUAACAAUAGUUGCUUUCUUGGCAUUACAACAUCAAUUACUGUAAAUCCUUUGAAAGAACUCAAUCAGUGAAUGCAUGUUCUCUUGCAUCCACAAUUUCAUGAUAGAAGAAAGUCUCUUAAAUGUUUCUCUGUAUUGUAAUAACUGAAUUGCAAAAUUAAAAGGAGAUGACAUGGUAUUUCAGACUAAAUUUUAUACAACUGUAACUACUGAACACAUUACUAAAGUUGGCAUAGAGGUCAUCAUAUCACAUUUUCAGUCCCUCUUUAACUUUUUAUCUAAAUAAGCAUAAUAUGAAACUGAGGGCUUUCUCAACUCAAAUAGCAUCAGUGGCCCUUUAUACACUUAGUGGUAUUCCUUGAAUUAAAAAACUUACCAUUCUGGCUUUUAUUGUAGAAACUUUGAUUACAUGUGUUCGCUUAGUAAUUAGUUGUUGUGAUCUUGUUUCUAGAGGCCCUGGAGCAGUUUUAGGUCACCCUGUUCAGUAUCUUCUAUGUUGCAUUAUAAUUAUAAAAAAAAGUCAGGAAGGUAUUUAACUCCCAUUUGGAGUUCUCCAUUAUAACUAACUUACUUAAGGAAUCUUCUGAGUCCAAUUAAUAUUAUAUAUGUUGUAAAAACAUAGUUUCCUGUCUUGGUUGGUCAUUAAGCUACUUGAGUUUUCCAAUAAACAUUAACACUACCAAGUAAGGUUACUACAACCACUGAACUUGUUUAUAGUACACACUAUUUUCAUUGUAUAAAUGCUGUGCAGCCUUAACUGCCUGCAGCCUUAACAAAAUAUGCUGGUCUUCCCUCUGUGGGUAGAAGAAACUUGAUCUUUACAGCAGAGCUUGAUUCAUUUCCUUCCUCCCUACCCCACCCCAAAUUGCGGAUGUUGUCUGGAAUGUGAAUGGCAAACCUGACCUUGGGGGGAGGAGAGAACAAAUUAUAAUGUCCCAAACAAGUGUUGGUUGUUAGUCAUCAUUGGCUUUGUAUGUUGCAUAUUAAUGACUAAAUGUCAUUAGAUAGGUCAGUAUGCUCUUUUUGUCUUCUCUUAUGCUGUCUUUUGUUCCCUUACGAAAUGUAUUUAAGCUGUUACAUUAUUUAGACUUCAUUACACUUUUCUACUGUUAAACAUAAUACAUAUAUUGAAAUGUUUAAUGUAUGUCUCUCAAUAGGGGUCUGGUACAAUCCUAACUUGUUAAACCUAAGACUGAUCCUCUGUGUACAAUAUUCAGUUAUAAAAAAGAUCUUUCUUUCAUACAAGAUGCACAUAUACAGGAUCAAAUGAACCAGUAUUUAUGUAGGGGCUGGAGAUUUACUCAAAAUGUAUGCAGUGAAUUGAAGCAGUAUAACUGUACUUGUUGAAUGCCAUAUGACAUAAUCUACAACAGUCUUCUAAUAGAGUUCAAUAAAAAAAAUCAGUUAUACAGACAUCACUUGGUAUAAGGUAACACUUUGUUCUGCAGCACACAAGGAACGUUAUUUUGCCUUUCUUCCCCUAAAAGCCUGGCUACAGGGGAGAGUUCGAACACAUUACAGUACUGCCAGAAUUGAAGCUACAUUCUGUAAGGCUUUGUACAACACUGUCUAGUGAGACAGUCCCUGCUCUGAAAAUCUUAUUUUAAAUUGACAAGGCAGACAAAAGGUUGGGUAGGAAAACAGGAGUGAUGUGACUUCUUUGCCAUGGUAAUACACCAAGUUAGAGCCAGUUUGAGAAUGCAGGUCUCAACUCACAGUACUGGGCCUUGGCUACUAGACUAUAUUGCUGUCUUUAAUUCUGAUCCUAGCUACCCUGAAGCUUGUCUCUCCUGUACUUAUUAUUAUUAAUUAUUAUUACUGUGUAUAUCCUGUAUUGAUCUUCCUAUUAAUCUUCAUGGAUGGUAGAGGGGUGAGCCUGGGUAUGACCAGGCAAGAAGAAAGAGGAGGGUAACACUAACUGUCAAGCUCAAACGGUUUUCUAUUAAAUUUGAGGCCUGCACCUUUUUUUAUUAUGAAUAUGACAUGCAAUGGACCAUACACAAUCUGAAAUGAGGAAAUGAAUGUGUCUAAUAUGCACAAAUAUCUGAUGCAAUGAUAUAAGUCAGUACUGUGGAACUCCCAAGGUUUUUUUGGUGGUGGGAUUUAGAAUGUAGAAGAGGAGGAUGGGAGUACUCCUGAGGGCAUUCUGUACCAAAAAAUUAAAAAUUUUGCACAAAAAAAUAAAAAUUCUACACAUACUA